CGCUGUGGCCCGGCCCUCAGAAGCCUCCGGUGCCUCGGGCGGGGCGGACCCGACGGCGUUCUCCCGGCCCCGCUCCCGUCAUGCCGUCCGUGCUGCGCCCUUCAGCGCUGGCCCGGCCCGGCCCGGCUGGCCGCGGGCAGGGCCGCAGCCAUGCACCCCGCGGUGACCUGACGGCGCUGGACACGGAGCUGGGGAACGCUGGAGGCGCUCCGUCCCACCACGGGCGGUUCCUGAAGCCGUGCGAGGGAACACCCGGGGCGAUGCGGCCGGGCCCGCGGCCGGGGAGCGCCGUGCGGGCCGGGAGCGCUCCGGGCAGCGCCGCGCACACGCGCCUGAGCGCCGUCCUGAGCAAAGUGGCGCAGCUAGAAAGCAAAAUCAUGGGUCAGAAAAAGCGCCUGGAAUUGCACAACACCGACUCGGGCCUGGGGUGCGCCUCCUCUGCCUCUGGGCGUGAAGGUGGUGCCAAGGGCAGGAGGUACUGGAAGAAUUCCGGUGCCACCGGUGGGAAUGGGACCCGCAGGGAUGCCUGUUCUGGGGAAGAGGAAAGCACGCCAAGCCCUGAAAGGAGUGUUGUGGUUAAACAACAGCUCGAUCUGGAUAGUGAUGAAGAGGAAAUGAGGGAAUUGAUGGAGAGCUCGUUGGGGCUUUCCAGUGGAAGUGGGAAUCAGAAGGUUCUGAGUAAGACUCCAGCUCCAUCAGGAAAGGCUCCUCCACCUCGUAAGGAAAUUUCAUCAGCAGAGUUAUCUACAGCAUCUUCUUCUCACAACAAAGACUCAGAGGAAAGUGUGUCUGGUAGAGUUAAUUCACCAGCACCCUCACCCACCAGCAGAAACCUGUCAGGACAUCCCACGAGACCUCGACUGCUGUCAUCUUCCAUGCAAGACAGCACUGCAAAGAGUGCUCUGCCUAAAGCAGGCUACACCAAGCAAAUCCAAGAAUCCCUUGAAAGUGUCAGAAGUGAAAUAAAGUCAUUAGAUGAAUUAUUUUCUGAAGGAACUGAUGCAGAAGCUCCAUCCAGCAGCAGUUUGAAAUACUUUGGGCUGAAUAUCAUGAGCCUUGAUGAUUUGGCACCAGAUACCACCAGUAAGGCAGCAGAAUUAAAGCAGAAAGGAGAAGACAUUCCGUUUACUCAAGAAUCAAACAAAUAUGUGAAAAAAGAUGCAUUGCAGGUGGAAGAGGAGCAGGCUGCUGUAAAAAUGAGCAGUGCAAUAACUGCUGGGAGUGAUUCUUCUGCAGAAGAAGUUGAAAAAUGUGUGUCUGAAGCUGAAAUCUCUGAACACUUAAGUGGAGUUUCCUCAGAUUUCCCUCCACACAAACAGCAUUAUCUUAAUCAGAAUGAGAGUACUCUUAAUUCAGAAUAUUCUGAAGACUUUGAAGGGUCUCAGUCUGCAGCAGAGGGGGAAGAGGGACGUGCUGAGGGCUGCAGCUGUUCUGGAGCUCACCCAUCCUCAGGGCCACCCCCAGAGCAGCACAGCCCGGGCCACCAAGUGAGCGUCACAGAAGCUGCAGUCCAGACAGCAGAGCCUCCCUUCAGCUCCUGCUGGGCAAAGGCACACCCCGCUGCAGCGCUCGCCCCGCCCGUCGGCACCAGCUGCAUUGACCCUGUGCCAAUUGCCAGUCACGCCAUCAGCCCGGAUGCAGUAGAAGCCCUGAGCGCGUACAGCCCCUCGGCUCUGCUCUUACACACCCUGUGCAAGCAGCACCUGAUGCUGACCCAGCACUUUGUCCAGAACGUUCACCACCUUCACACAGCCCUCGUGGAGUCCUUGGAGCGUGAGAAGUUUUGCUACCAUACCCUGGAAGAGGCUAAAGAGUACAUCAGGAAUCACAAAUCCCCACCUCUAACAAUUGAGCAAGCACUUGAAGAAAUUCAGAGAGAGCCCAGGAGGAACUGCUUGGACAGUUAUUGCACUUCAAGUGACAUUUGUAUUCACAGGGCUAAGGCUGAAAGAAGAAACCUUCCAAGUUGCACAGAUAAAAGAUGAUAAACUGUGUUGGAAGAACUCAUACAAACUGCUAUGUUAGUAUAAAUUAGUACAAGUUGCUAAUUACUGUAUAUAAUUUACUUUUCUAUACCUGAAUGUUUUGUGUACACAAUACAGAGAUACACAGGAACCUGCAGCCAGACUAUGUCAGCAGAAGAGACAUCAAGAUAACACUUGUAUCUCAUGGGACUCUGAUAAGUCAUCACAGUGCACACAUUUAUCCAGUGCACUGUGAGAUCUGUGAUCUCAUCUGUGAUGGUGGUACAAGUGAAAGUCUGUACUAGAGCCUGAGAACACAACCACAGCAGAAAAUUACCAUAUCCUGACUUCAGUGCCAUUACCCAAACAAUGUUUCUGUAUAAUCAGCCCUGUCAGGCUACAACAAACCCCAACACACACUUGGGUGUGUUCAUUAAGAUAAUUCAAAACAAGGAAGGCUUACAUCAAGGUACAGGAAAUUUCAGCUGCAUUUUUAUUUUUAAAAAAAAUUGUUUAUUGGAAGGCAAAACAACAACGUUCACAAGUUGGUAACAUACAGGUGUUGUAUGCUGAUUCACAGACAGGUACAGUUCCACAACUACAGCAGAUCUAGAACAAACUGAUAUUCCACCAUAUUAACUGGAUGGUUUUAUGAGGGUUUUUGCUCUACAAACAAACAACUGGAACAGGGAACCACCACGCAGACCUGGGAGUGGAAGUGCAGUGUAAGGGCCUAACAGCUCUAGCUGGUGCUCUCUGGAAACAGGUACAAAAGAUUUGUUUCUUUUUUCAUUUAGAUUACAGCAAGUUUCUAAGUUUCUCGUUGAUAGAAAUGUGUAGAGCAGAGAAAAUGGAUUCUCUUCUAUUGAACUAAUUAGCUUUUAUUAAAGGGUAUAUACAAAAAUAUAAAAAGCUCAAAGACUGUGUUCCAUUACAAAGCAUUGCCCAUCCCUCAGAGUGCUGGGAAAGCUACCAGAGAACUGCCCUUGUCUCCUGCCCCAGUGGUGGCUGCAGCAGCUGCUGGGCAGGGCCUGGAGGCGAGUGGAAGGUUCUAGAAGCUGGCACAGUGCUCAGAGGUCACCUGCACUGGAACUAGAUGCUUCAUUCCCCAUUUAGACAUUAGGAUACACUGCUCAGCAUCGGUCUGACUUGAUCCCAAGGCAGCACCCCUCCACUUCAAACAGAAUUAACCUUUUGAGAGAAAUAAAUACAUAUUAUGGAACUAGAGAACACACAACCACAUCACAUAAUGUCUGCUGCACAGCAAUGAAUGAGGCACAGUCCUGCACCAGGAACAGCUUGAGUGGGGUUUAAUUCUACUGGAAAAUGGGGAAUAAUUAGAAAGUUUUGCAAGAUAAAUGGGAAUUUUUAAACUUGCUAGACGUGUCAUAGUAACAACUGGCCUUUUUGAAGCACUAAUUGACAAGUACUGAAGUACAUGUCCUAGCUUUCAAUUUUUCACCAUAGUUUUAAAAGUAAUUCAUUUGUCACUUCGUCCAGACUUUAAUCAGGAUUUCUAAAAGUUUAAUGUUUUGCAGAAGAUGCAAGACACCUUUCUUCAGAGAGUCUUACUCGGGUGGUGAAGGGUCUUGUGUUUCACACUUCACUGAAACAACAGGGACAAGAGUUCCUACACAUUCUGCAGCUACCUAAGCUGUCUGAAGUGUUUGGUGGAAAGAGGGUUCUGUUAAGAAGGAAUUUUUCCUUAUGGGCUUUAUUUGAACCCGUUUGAUUGCACAGAUCUGGAGGCAGAAGUGACAUUUGAUUGAGCAUGCCAGCUUUUUCCUUCUAGCCAAUGUUUAAUGCAUCACAGACUCUCUGCAAAAAUCUAUCAUUUGGGUAAUUGUCUUUUUCUGAACCCUUCCUGCAGUACAGGGAAUUUAUUACCAAUUCUGGCUUUGGCAGAAUGUGAUAAUAAUGGUAGAAAACUCUGAAUAGGGCAGGGGUAAACAGUGAGUGUGGCCUAGCUUGGUUCCAACCUUGGCUCCUCCCUGCUGUGGCAGCUGUCCCUUGUGUGGCACAGCUCCCCCUCCACCAACUCUGUGACUGUUCCAAGUUCUUGUGGGGCAAUAUUAAAGAUGCAGGUGCUCAGUAUUGCAGCCAGGAAAUGACUUGCAUAGAACACACUUAUUAAUUAACAUUUCAGAAAUUAAAACACACCACAAUGCCUAAAAAGGAAAACCUGCUGGGUUAAUCAGACUACACAUCCACUUACCUGUUGUUUUACUGUAUUGGUUACAUUAGGAAAAAUUAAGAGCUACUGCUAUUUUGAUUUGGGUUUACAAAAAUCACUUUCAAGUCCACAGGAGUUUCUAAAUUGCUGAGAAAUGUUCACUUACAUUCAUCCCUGGCCUUCAUGCGUGCGAUAAAUGAGUAACUUUUAUUUCUUCUGUAGUUUUCAUAAGGGUCGUCCAAUGCAACUCCCACUCCUUUGUACUGAUCCCACUUGUCUCGGAUGUCACCUCCUUUAAUUGGAUCUUGAAUUCCUUGCUCCUUGGCUCCCAAUCCACCAGAUCCACUCCAUCCUGCAGCAAGGACACAACAUUGCAAUCCUUUCACUGGUUUUUUAUGACUACAAUUGUGAUGACAAACAUGACAUUUUGGAAACAACCAAAGACAGCAUCAGUUUGAUAAAGCAGGAUGGGAACAGACAACCUGAAACAACUCAUGAACUGUCCCAUUUAUUUCACAAGCAUUAAUAUGCACAGAUUCUAGGAGCUGACAGCAGCAGCAUCCCUAAAAACUGUUAGGAGGAUAACAAGAAAGGCAAUGCAAGUCCAAUCUGUCCAGCCAACCCUGCUGACCUGCACUGUUGGGAGAUUAAAUACUUCAGGUAGGGUCAGUUCUGUCUGAUGCCAAACUCAGCCCUGUCUUCUGUAUCUUUCUCAGAAAAGCAACUAUCACUGCUCCAUAUACUUACACCUCUGAAUAUUCUUAUGCUGACCUUGGAAUGCAAAGCAAUAAUUCCGUAUGAACAUGCAUUAAUUAAUUACAUCUAAGACUUUGGUGUCUAAUUUUGUUUCCUGGCUUGUGUAAGAUUCUAGAACAGCCUCUUACCCAUUUUCACGAGCAUUUGAUGGCCUUUAUUUUCUUCUCCAAGUCUCGAUUCUGGUAUAGGAGGCCCAGAACUGGAGCCCAAACCAGCAGAAGAACUAAGAAAAAUAAGAACAAAUUAAGAACCAGUGAUACUAUUCUGACACAAAACACAG
Molecule: messenger RNA, 5173 nt
Organism: Passer domesticus (house sparrow)
Lineage: Eukaryota; Metazoa; Chordata; Aves; Passeriformes; Passeridae
Gene: C21H19orf44
Product: chromosome 21 C19orf44 homolog
Exons: 8
Coding region: 81-1985 (634 amino acids)
Source: RefSeq, a predicted model, not a curated record